CGAAGAAGUUGGGAGGGUCUCUUGUCUCCCAGGUCGCAAGACGUUAACAAUUGUUGAAGUCUUUUUCAUCUGAGACUGAAGUGCGUUGAGUUACCGCUGCUUUUAUCUUAUCGUGUGGUUCCGACUCAGGCACGUGGUCAAUUAAGUCCCCAACCUCAGCAGCAAUUUCAAUGGGGAGUGCACCGACGACAUACGCGUACUUUGUUGCUUGUGAGCGUAUGCCUCUGGCCAUGAAUAAAACUUCUAUUUGUGCAAACCAGAUUCUUGGAUUAUUAGAUCCGUAUGUUGGGAGUCUGAAUUCAGAGAUAGCAUUAACUGGGCUUAAAAUGUUUUCAGUAGGGUUUGACACUGAACUAGAAGUGGUUACUGGAGGAGGAUCCAUAUCAAUAAGUUUGGUUGGAGAUGACAUUACAUGAAAAAUGAAC
Messenger RNA from Schistosoma intercalatum, 425 nucleotides. Lineage: Eukaryota; Metazoa; Platyhelminthes; Trematoda; Strigeidida; Schistosomatidae. The record is from the annotation of a GenBank genome assembly.